Branchiostoma belcheri (Belcher's lancelet) is the source of this 3600-nucleotide messenger RNA. Its product is annotated as neurocalcin homolog. Gene Ontology annotation, molecular function: calcium ion binding. The transcript is spliced from 5 exons. NCBI's taxonomy places the organism in Eukaryota, Metazoa, Chordata, Leptocardii, Amphioxiformes, Branchiostomatidae. The coding region runs from base 314 to 898 and encodes 194 amino acids. The record is from RefSeq and is a predicted model, not a curated record.
UCAAAUGUCUCCCCUCCAUCACAUUUACAUGAACAUAUGCACAUAAAUCAAUGAAAUGUAACGUUACCCCCCUGCGUGAGUGUUGUAGUCCAAGUACCCGUGAAGAACCCUGGGAAGACGUCACCGCGCACAAACUUGUUGUCCUUCCACUGACGGAGGGGCAGGCUCUACACACCAACAGUUAGCUGUAGCAUCAGAUUCAGAGGGCAGGCCGUAGGUGAAGGUCAUUUUUGAAGGUCAGCCUGGAUACAACUGAAGCAACAUCCACGAAGAUCUGAGAUUUGAAUGAGGAGGUAACAGCAGAGAGACAACCAUGGGUAAACAGAACAGCAAGCUCAGGCCGGAGGUUCUGGAAGACUUGAAAAACCAGACCGAGUUUAACGAGCACGAGCUGCAGGAGUGGUACAAGGGGUUUCUCAAGGACUGCCCCAGCGGGGUGCUCACUGUCGAGGAGUUCAAGAAGAUCUAUGGAAAUUUCUUCCCCUACGGAGAUGCCUCCAAGUUUGCGGAGCACGUCUUCCGCACAUUUGACGUGAAUGGAGACGGUACAAUAGACUUCAGGGAGUUCAUCUGUGCGCUGAGUGUGACAUCGAGAGGGCAGCUGGAACAGAAACUGAAGUGGGCCUUCAGUAUGUACGACCUGGAUGGUAAUGGCUACAUCUCCAAACAGGAGAUGUUGGAAAUAGUACAGGCAAUCUACAAGAUGGUUGGCACGGUCAUGAAGAUGCCAGAUGAUGAGUCCACCCCAGAGAAGCGAACAGACAAGAUUUUCCGCCAGAUGGACAAAAACAAUGAUGGGAAACUCUCUCUACAGGAGUUUGUAGAGGGGGCCAAGGCCGACCCCUCCAUCGUCAGACUGCUACAGUGCGACCCAAGUGGCGGCGGACAGUUAACGUAAUUUGGUUUGUUUCGUUUCCUUUCUAUCAUCAUUCCAUGUUGGACAACAGAGCAGAGACCACCAUUGUGUCUGAAAAAACAUCUAUCUUUGACUGGUAACCUGUAUGCAAGUUUGUACUGUACAGUUUCAGUCUAUCAAGUCCCGUACAGUUUUCUACAUUCAAGAGUAUUCUCCAUGUUCUUCACAUGACAGAACAUUAAUUAUAUGACACAUUGUGUGCAUCAUUUAACAUUAUAAUAUACAAUAUACUUUUAACAAUAGACAUCUUUCUUCUGAUCUGUACUUGUAUAUACACAGGAGACAUAUCCAGCUGUACUAUUCAAGGACCAAGUCUUAUAAUAACAGUAACAGUUACUGUUGUAAGCUUUAGAGCUCUUUACUGGGGACCAUGGAGAUGUAGGACUUGAUAGUAACUAAUAGAAGCAUACAAUGUAGUAUGGAACAAAAUGAAAUACUACGUGGAAAGGGGUUUUUGCAUGUAAUGUACAUGUAUACUAGUAGUCUGUAGUCAACUUAGUGGGGUGCACUUACUUCAAACUGUUUGCAACAAUGUUCAUAAUUUGUUGCACAUUUUUAGCACUGAUUCUCCUGGGGUGUAGGAAUAUCGAGUUAUUCUCUCUAAAUGUGGCUUCUGGUUAUGGUUGUAUCCACAUCAAGACUGAUGACCUGCUAGAGAUGUUAUAACUAUGAAGGCUUCAAAAUUUAGUUGCAGGUGUCCACCGAGCUUACACUUGGCAUACAGAAGGUUUUAUUUUUUAUGAGAACCUACAUCACUGUAUUUGUACGUUGUAUUAGUAAAACACUACAGUUUCUCCGUCCAUUUCCCUGUUUCUAAACACUCCAAGCAGAUCACAAUAUUCUGCAUCACAGGCAUGGCACCGUAUACUUAACGUCACAUGUAGUCUAUGUAUGUUGUUUACUGUAUUUUUCUUCUAAUGGGUGCACUCUCAUUCUCAAAUAAACAUACACUUUUUUUAGACAUAAUAACUUUCAAAGGUGGGGGGGAGGUGCAUAAACUUGGUCUUAAGAGCAUUCAGACUGUUAUUUUUCCAUAAGAAUGAUUGGCUGCACACCACACUCGUUAGUACUACCAGUAUAUAAGUUCCUAAUCAUCAUCAUCAUCAAUCCAGGAUUUCAAGUUCCUAAUACAAGCUUUAAAAUGUAUACAACAAUUAUUAAUAUAAUCUGUAGCAUUUCAACUCAGGCAGAAUCCAGAUUUUGCAAUGUAUGCUUAAUAUACAUGUAUAUAUUAUUAUUAAAUCAAGUUAUCAAACCAACCUGAACUGAAAAGAAUCAUUUUGGAUAUAAAUUAAAAGUUUAUACAAUCAUGUAGAUUCAUUAUGUACUUCCAUUUUUUUAACAGAAAUGUGUGAAAAUACUGAUUUUCUAAUUUACCAGAUUUGCUACCUGAUUGUAUUCAUUUUUAAAAGUGUGGACUAACAUUGUGUACAUGUAGCAGCAUUGAAACAUUCAUUGGAAUUAAUAGCACAUAUCAUAUCAAGCUUUAUAUAUACAUACAUUUGUAUGUCCAACAAAUCAUUUUAAAUGUUAGUCACGGAUGACACUGUGUUAAUGGAGGAUGUUUUGUUGCAAUUAUCUCUAGAAGCAACCUGCCAGCUCUAGCUUUGAAAAUAACAGUGAGUAAUUUUAGUAAAAGGAUGAUUGCAGGUACAUGUAUUUGGACCUGAUUAACUUACCUGAUAUUGACCACAACAUACAUGGCUUUUGAAUUUGAAACUGUUAACACUUAGAGCUUCAAGGUAGUUUUCGUAUGACGAUUUACAGUGUAACUCAAAUACAUUAGGUUUGGCAGGAAGAAGACAUUAUCAGACCACUACAUGUUCAUGUACAGUAACUAUGUAGUAUCCUCUCACCAUACAUGUACAAUACAUUUUCCAACCAAGCUCAUCUUUGGUAGGAUUAGUAGUGUUAUAUAGUUCAGUCUCAGAAUACAUUGUGUUUUGGUGUAUCGUGUAGAAUAGUUGUUUUCUUCAUAAAUCAAAGGUGUUUCUAUGAAUGAGAAAUGGAGUUGUUUUAGUAAUGGCUUAAAACAUAAGAAGGAAAGCUGUAAAAUUUAUGUUUGAAAUCCUUUUAUUAUUCCUGGACAACUGAAAUUAAACCUUUUUAUGGCCUGUAUUGUAAGAAGACUGUUUUAAUGGUUGUGUUAAUCCUAAAAAAAUUAUAUUUUGAAAUAUUGCAAAACUACAAUGUGUAAAAAAUGACUUGGAGUUAUGUUCUACACCAAGUGUCAAAGGUACAUGUCAUGUACUCUGCCUGCAAUUAGCUUGGAUUGCAGCACCUAGCAAACUGUUGUUACUAAAUCAUACACGAGUUACUACAAAGCUUGCCUAGCCAUCUUGUGCUGCUGGUACUUAACUGUGACAUGCUUGUUGUCAAUGAUUUUGUCCAGUAAGUGAGGUGAUGUACAUGUAAUUGUCAUGUGACAAGAGGUGACCAGUAGAUCCAAUAUGUACACAAUGCAUUCUAACCAGUCAAUAAGACCAUUAUUAUCUAGAGGAUGACUGUGGGAGAUUUCCUUCAUUCAUACCAUUAGAUUGUGAACUUUUUUUUAGAAAAUGUAUCAUGUAGUAAAUUAUAAUCCAGCCACACACCAAUUUUUGAAGGAAGAAUUUCACAAGCUAAGGCUACUUGCUUCAAUGCUUAUAUGCUUAUUUGAUUAAAGAACAGUUUUCCAAAAUGAA